Molecule: messenger RNA, 827 nt
Organism: Misgurnus anguillicaudatus (oriental weatherfish)
Lineage: Eukaryota; Metazoa; Chordata; Actinopteri; Cypriniformes; Cobitidae
Source: RefSeq, a predicted model, not a curated record
GGACGCGUAACGGUGUAAAGUCUGUUAUGUUACCUUGAAAUAUAUAUCGAAACUACAACUUUGUUAACGUGGGAUUUUUUUGUGUGAUGUUAAUUAUUUUCUAGCAGCUCUAACCAAUUGCUAUUUACUUCCGCCAUUUCCGCAUUGCGUCAAUGGUUGUGUUAGCGUGCACAGCCACGCGGUUUCUUAUUUAGUGUUUUAAUUGCGUUAUUUUUAUAUAUCGAUAUAAUUAAGAUUGAAAUGAGUUCUCAAAAAGGAAAUGUUUCCCGUUCACGGGGUCAAAAACAUCAGAAUGCGACUGCAUUUAAAAAUGACAAAUACGGUGCAAGCGUCCAAGUUAAGAAAGCCAAAGCAAAGAUGCAUGAUGGUCUGUGUCAGCGCUGCAAAGAUGUCUUGGAGUGGAAAGUCAAGUACAACAAAUAUAAGCCCCUUACACAGCCAAGAAAAUGUGUGAAGUGUCUUCAGAAAACUGUGAAGGAUGCCUAUCAUAUAAUAUGUAAGCCGUGUGCACUCAAGUUGGAGCUUUGUGCCAAAUGUGGAAAGAAGGAAGAGAUUGCUAUUCCAAUUGACCAAGAGCUUGAAGAAGGAGGAGAGGACAGCAACAACAGACAAGAUAAAGGGAACAGGCAGGAAGAAGAUGAUGAAGAUUUUGAUGACAUUGACUCUAACGAUAGUGACUGUAACAGUGAUACAGAUGCAAAAGUAAAGUAAAGCUUCUGUAUGCAAUUUCAACACCCAAAAACAGUGUUUCUGAUGAAAUCUGAAGCUGGCAUUUGGACAUGUACUCAUCUGUUCACCUGCUUUUAAUUACACAGAGAAUCCCUUGA